AUGGUAGUACCACGGGGUCUGCUGAGAGCCAUGUUGGAUAUGAAUGAAAGGGAGAGAUGCUGCACCCCUGACGCCGACAGCCCGAGUUCUACCGAACACAGCGAGUAAAUGACAACUUCCCGGGCCCAAGGAGAAACGGGGGAGCGCGGGGGAAGGUGUCGGCUGGUGCCGCUGGAGCUGGCGACCUAGCCGGCGACGGAAGAGAGGAAGAGACACACUCGAAGAUAGAGAGCGAGGGAGAGAGAAAGAGAGAGGGGUGA
This is a messenger RNA of Coregonus sp. 'balchen', 260 nucleotides long. NCBI's taxonomy places the organism in Eukaryota, Metazoa, Chordata, Actinopteri, Salmoniformes, Salmonidae. The record is from the annotation of a GenBank genome assembly.